AUGGCUUGCACGACGCUCACCACCACAACCACGGCGCUCACUGCCGCAAUCCACAAUCCCGACACCAACGAGCGGUUUACACUUGCCAUGGCUGCAAAGGAGCGCUCGAGCCUGGCCACAUCUGGCUUCUUUCCUAACCUCUCAUCCAAGCGGAUGGUUGGUGUGUCCAUCGGGUUACCACCGCGUGCACCAAGGUUUGUGAAACUGCUUGUGGUUCACGAAUAUGUAACCCGUCUGCGGGUCUGA
Messenger RNA from Parastagonospora nodorum SN15, 246 nucleotides. RefSeq lists its product as hypothetical. The transcript is spliced from 2 exons. NCBI's taxonomy places the organism in Eukaryota, Fungi, Ascomycota, Dothideomycetes, Pleosporales, Phaeosphaeriaceae. Bases 1 to 246 code for a protein of 81 amino acids. The record is from RefSeq and is a predicted model, not a curated record.